AUGAUUUUCGGUCGAUCUGGCACAACCAUGCUGGUCACCUUGGGGCAAAUUUUGCUGUUGGCGGAUGUGCUGCAGUGUGCCCAAGGACUUCUUAUAGUGCCAGACCGUAUCUUCGAAAACAACAGGAGCUCUGUUGCAGAAAAAAGAGACGGUAGUCAAGCCGGCGAUAGCGACUGGGUAAAAAUCACUGGCUGGGAGACAUUCCUACUGCAUACAGCUACAUGUGCAGGCUUAAACGACGAAUCUGACGCCAUGUCUAUCACUAAAAGAGACUCCGAUACCGUCACUGACACCACCAAGGCGAUGUUUGCUGAUGUUUUGGAUGAUGUCUUGGAAAUUAACAGAGGGGCGCUCGAUGCUAUCCCAACACUUGAAUCAGCUUGGGACAAGAUGAGCAACAGGGAAGAGCUUUCGGCGGAGGAGAAAACACAGAUCAAUUUUUACAUGGCGAUGUAUGGUACCUUUAAGGAAACCGACAGCACUGGAAUGGACAGAGCCAAUAGGCGAAUUGCGCAAUUGAAGUACUUUGCAAACCAAUUCGUUGAAGGCCUGGACAAGGAUAGUUUCAAGAUCCGUAUCAUCUGCGAUGAAUCUGCCUGGGAGCUCAUCGAUUACCACGGCGAAGGCAACGUGUGUCAGAACGAUAAAGGAAAGCAAGCAACUCUUGCCUUCAUGAUGGAGGGAGAUGAGGGAGAUGAUGGUCACGACUAUAUGACCAUUUGCCCACUCGGUUGGGAAAGAUUCGCUGAAGCUGUACCUAUUCCUGUGUCGAAAGUAAAAUCACUCGAAAGUUUGGAGUAUCAACACAUCGAUGACGUGGCGAAAAGCCCAGCGGAUGGCGUUUUCACGCACGAGUUGACCCAUUCAAAAUAUUUCUGGGGAGCUCUGAAGACAGGCGAUAUUGCGUUAAAUGAUGGGAAAAAGGCUUAUGGCUUUGAAAAUGUCGUUACUCUUGCCAAGGAAGGUAACAAUGAGGACGAUGUCUCUCAGCUCAGGGCUUUGAAAAAUGCUGACACCUAUAAGUAUUGGGCCACGGGUGAGUGA
Messenger RNA from Penicillium concentricum, 1044 nucleotides. RefSeq lists its product as uncharacterized. Gene Ontology annotation, molecular function: metallopeptidase activity. Lineage: Eukaryota; Fungi; Ascomycota; Eurotiomycetes; Eurotiales; Aspergillaceae. The record is from RefSeq and is a predicted model, not a curated record. The coding region runs from base 1 to 1044 and encodes 347 amino acids. The transcript has 6 exons.